AUGACAUCGAUUGACGGCUGCCGCCCCUUACGAGAUGCCCACCAGUGGCUUGGUGAGAGAUGCAUUACUCUCUUUCCCUGCCUUUCUGAUCCGGGUAUGCGCCUCUUCCAUCUCGCGCUGUGCUGUUCUCUUUAAAAAAUGGGUUGCUCUUUGAAGGUGAUAUUUUCUCACCGUGGCAUUUUUGGGCGGCAGUGAGGAGAUCUUCACUGGGCCUCAUGGUGGCCCUGUUGUCCCUUCACGUGAUCACCGUGGGAUUUCUGUUUGCCUUCGACAGAGAUUUGAUUCGUAGUAUCGGAAGGAUGACUUGGUACACUUUAUUCCUUCUAUCAUUGGGCUUCUCUUUUGUGGAUCGUUCCUUUGUCUUGUUCCGGAUGGAUUAACUUAUUGCCUUCUGGCAUUAUGACUUUUAGCAUUAUAACUGAUGCGAAGAUCCGAUUUUUAUUUUUUUCCCGUUAUACUUACUGGUGCUUUGAAAAUUUCAAAAAUCCGUUGCUUGCAAGCGUGUUAAAGGGUUACUGAUAAAAAGAUAAGAAAUGGAUAAGGUUAUGAAAUUCUAAUUCCAGGGAUUUUCUAGGUUUGCUACUACCCAGUUAGUUCGCUUCCAAGCAAAGGCCCAAUGCAAUCAGGUUCUCUACUGAUUGGGCCAUAUACGAGAGGGGAAUCUUAGCCAACCGUGUCAAGGAGCCUUAGUUAAGCAUGUUUGUUUUUUUUAUAGGAAUGAAAAGCGACGUUCUUACCAUUCAAUCUCUGAUUUUUAACUAGUUUAGCUUGGAAAGUAAAGUGAAUUUAUUUAAUAUGAAUCUAAUUAAUCUAAAACUGACAGCACCUAUUCUCUUUGUAUGAAUUCUUUCAUUCUCGGUUGGCAGUGUGACCCUUCCUUUGCAGGCCAGGCACUCUAAUAGCGAGGUGUUUUCAGUACGUUAUCCACCUAAAUGAAUUGCAUAUAUGAGACAAUACCUGAUCCAUGGGAUAAGGUUUUAUGACGACAGUGACACUAUAUAAUAUAUAUAUAUGUAUAUAUAUCUAUAUCUAUAUCUAUAUCUAUAGCUACAUAUAUAAGUUGAGAAGACACCUACAAUGAAAGGCGCUGGGCUUUGUUUCUUGAGGACUCGGAACUAUGCUUUUUAUUACCCUUCUUUUGUGGUGUUUUAUUCAUCAUACAAACAAGCGAAUACAACCUACGACGAACACUUGAUUUCCCCUUAGCUUAUGAGUGACAAACACUAAAUGAAAAUGACGAAUGGGAAAUUAAAACUUUAUGAUCAGUCUGAAAGAGAAAAUUCUGCAAAUUAUCUAUGCUAUGCACCCUGAACCACCAGCUUGUUGUUGAACUAUGUUUUUCCUAACCUGGCCCCUUCUUUUGAGUGAACUCCUUCGACAGAUUAACUUAUAUCUAGUUUCUUGCAAUUGCAUCAUCUAAAAUCCAUGUUUCUGAAGAUUUACCUUAUUUAGAUCCAUUAAUGUUGUUGAUAAUAUUGCAGACAAGAGAGUUUGACGUUUUUUUUAAUCUUUUUCCUGCCAUUUAUUUCAUUGUCCUCCCAUUGGAAUAAAAAAACGCUCGGUAGGAUGUCAUACUUAUUUUAUGCGCUCAACUCAUAUCCCUCAAUGUUUUUUUAGGAUUCGAAUUUCUCCCCAUAUUCACCUCCUUUUCUUUGAAGACAUCAUGAUUUGGAGAUUAUACUCUAUUUUUCACGUAAAUAAUAAUUUCAGUUCUUUAAGUAGGAGCGACUCUUUUAAAAUUUCUUAUAGCAUCGCAUCCUAUUCCUGUCCUGUUUCUUAUUUUAAAACGUAUAUGAUUAGAUUGUCCGUUUUCCUGGACUUUGGAGCAGGGAAUCUUGCCUAUUAAUAUGUUUCUCAUCCAUUAUCAAGUGCCCUCAUUGAUUCUUGUGGAUGGAGAUCCUCUUGGUUCUUUAGGUAUCUCUCAGUGUUCCAUCUGCAUCCUUCAGGAACCCCGGACGGGUAAAAUGUUUCCCCAUACAGAUACUUUGUCUUGGAUGAUCUUCCCCUCGCAAACAUAAAACAUGAAAAAGCCAUUCAGGGUGCAUUUUUGGAACUAUGCAUGAGCGAGUUGUCAAGUGGACGUGCAUUGAAAUUUAUGAAGACUAGACUCUAGGGUAUUGUGUUCAACUUUUUAAGGAACUCACGGUAGGAUCUCGUAUGGGUAGAAAUGCUAUGAUGCUGAAGUAUGCAUGCAGUUGUAUAUGAAUAAGAAAUAAGUGCCUCUGGUAUCCUGAUUCUUGCUUAUCAAAAUUCGCUGUUUCUGCCAUGGGUUCUUGUUGAUACUUUACGCCUGUGUCUCUAUCCCACUAAUGAUAGAUGGAAAAUGAUUUGAUUGAACUUUCUCAUACUUGAUUGAGAUCUUUGAUCGUGUAAACCUUCCACGAGAUCAGCUUCUGAUCAUAGAAAGGGCUGGAAGCGGAACAAAAAUCGUUAUUCUAGGUUACCGGUUAUCUGAACAUCUGUGAUGGUCAUAUUUGUUGAAAAGCAUGAACAAUGAUUGUAACUUCCAUGUGAGAUUAUUAAAUUGGAAAUAGUUUGCAAAUGGCCAAAUUAGGUACAUGCAUUUUGAAUUUAUUAAUGAAUCUGUGCUUGUAGUUUUGAUACUUUUCUAUAAUACUGAACCUGGUAAGAAUUGUACCAGAUGAGGCGGAUUGUCUAUGAACAUUCACAUGGAUGCUUCAUUAAAGCAUUUGACUUUUUCGCUUUGUAGCCACAAUGUACACUUGUAGUACAUUGAUUCACAUCCUUGUUGGUGUCUGUGAGAGCGGAUAGUGACCUCAUACAUUAUGUUUUCUUUAAUAGUGAACUAAUCGAGCUUUUUUCAUUGCAGCCAGAAGAAUUGCCCAAAGCUUAUUAGAGUUGACUAAUUAUUUUUUGAUGAAACCAUUUUAUCAUUUCUACAUUUGUCAUUCUUUUGUUUGUUUGCUUAUCGGUGCACUUUCAAAUCUUAUUUUUCCUUCACUAAUUUUUCAGGUACAGUGUUUUGUACCUGGUGCUGUUUGUAGUGGUGUUGAUUCAAUAUUUCUUUACCUCCGGCUCCUCGCCAGGGUAACCUCUAUCCUUCAACUAGAAACUUUAGUUUUGGCAUAUUUUUUCCGUGUUUCAUGAAUUCUGCCUUUUGUAAUUUUUCUCCAUUUUUAUGCCACAUUUAUUUUAAUUGUUCUAGAUCAACUUGUUGACAUAUAUAGCUAUCAUAAUCACGUUAUUGUCCUCUGGAUUUUUUUGUCUGAUUGGCUCGUUUGACGAAUUUGUUAUUUCUCACCUAGGUACGUGAUUGAUGAAAUGAACGCCGGAAAUGAACCACAUGCUACAUUUUCAACAUCCAGGACCUCAAUGUAAUUUCCCUGUUUGGUUAUCAGAAGUGGAAAAGCUUUUGGUUUGCUGCCAGUUCUUAAUUUUGCAGUAGUAUUGAAUAGUGGUAAUGUUAGUUACUGUCCCAUUCAUUUUUUUUCUGAUGAUCAAGCAAAGGCAAUCAGCUGCGAGAAGAAAUGACAGCCCAAUUUCUCCGUUAGAGUCCUAUCAUUUGAGAAAAAACAUCACUCGAAUGAAUUCUGCUGCUUGGACAAAAUUGGUGACAGAACUUUAUCCAUCGUGGCUGACAAGCAGGUACUUGUAAAAAUUCUUCUAUAAUCCCUGGACAAUAGUCUUUGACCAUGAAUACACGACUUCUUAAAUGAAACGUAGUAAUUCGUUCUAAUCUCGUGCAAUAUUCUGCUGUGUUUGUCUGAAUUGAACGUUUCUGUCAUCCGAGCUUGCUGGGUUUGAACAGUUCACUCUAUUUUUACUGAUUAUUUGUCAAGUUCUUGUUGAUUGACUUCCAUUGCUUCUCUUAACCUUACUUAUGUCUGACAUUCCAGAAAUUACCUUUUUCUCCUCCCCCCAUAAUACCUAUUUAUAGGGGGAAGAAGAAGAGCUGGCCAAGUAGACCACGGUUUCCUAAAUCUUACACAUCAUCAUCGCUGCCAAAACUAUCCGUUGCUUGUUUAUCUAGGAUAUCUUUAGUUUUCUCUGAAUUAAGAUCUACAUAACUCCGCUCCCUUUCGAAUCUUGCUAUGACCGCAGUUUAAGAGGAUUGUGAAGCAAUGACAAUGUGUGCUGCGGUAUGAAAAUGGAUCCGGAUACCCUAUAAAUAUCCAUCACUGUGGAUACAUAUUUUGUAUGAGAGUGUGUGAAAAAGAUGGCCUUCGGUUUUUGGGAGUUGGGUGUCUAGAUGAGUUCAACGUGGGAGACUGGCAACACAUAUUUCUGCAUGAUCAUGCUCAGCAAAUAAAUGACUUGCGUACCAGCUGCUCUUUAGAGAUAUAUGCGCACUACUUUUAACUGAAAAAUAUCAUUUUUUCAUUUAAGUUUCAUCUAGUAACUUCUUAAAAACUCAUUUGGUCACAUUCAUUGAAUUUUUUUUGUCGAAUCAAACUUAUAAAGUUAGGUCAGAUCAAUCCUUUUUGUCGGUUUUUUUUUAAUUAUUUACGUUUUCUCAGAAAUCUCCAAUUUUUUUGAGAAUCUCUUUCAAGCCUUAAGAAGUAUGUUUCGUGAUGAUACCACUAAACCAUUUAAAAAGAUAACAGCAAAAACAUUCCAUCUAUGAUUUUGUAUAAUUCGGUUGGAACCACUUUCUCCUGAUUACUUCCUAGUGAUAGAUCACUAAUAUGGGUUCAUCAGUAGGCUUGAAGUAAAAUAACCGGAGAGGAAGGAGAUUUUCUGUGGAUUUUUAAGGGUUUAGUGCCUUGGAACCGAUUUCUUAAGUUUCUGAAGGAAGAAAUUUAACGUAAAGUUACGUUUCUAUGUUAAAACCACGUCCCUAUUACUAUUUCCUAUACCAGGCAAUUUGACCAUAUUUCCUCUGCGUUGGUUAUUUUGUCCCUUAUACAUUUUCGAGGACUGUGUCCAUAUAUCAUAACAUCCAUUUGAUUUCUUUGUCGUCCAUUUCUGAAAUAGAAUUAUGCGCAUAAUUUUUCCUUUCUGAAUGGCAGGAAUUGGACUUGCGCACAUUGCAACAUUGUUCAGGUAAUACUUGACCUAACUGUUUUACUUUUUUUUUUUAUCUUAUGCGUUCGAUUCCACCAAUUGCAAGCUUACAAUGUGAAUAAACUAAUUAAAAUAGUCGAUAGGAUACGGACAUUGAAAACUUAUCUGUGCUUGUGCAUGGUUUAUCUAUGUACUUUUUUCUUUUGAUGAUUCCAAUUUUGUUUUUCUCAUGAACUGCUCCCAAUUCUCCCUUUUUCUCUCUCCCUCUCUUUCGCUCUCUCGGACACAUACAUAAACACAAGCACGCAGAAAAUUAAUCUGUUCAUAAAGAGAUGUUUAACUUGGUUUUGCUAUAUCAGACGAAAAUAAUUCCUUUCAAACAUCUAUCUAUCCCUAUUAGUUAAUGAUUCUAUUACUGAGAAGGCAUGCAGCAAGAAUGUUGUACAUCAACUCUAACGAGAAAUAGAAGUGAAUAAUCCUCUCUUUCCCGAUUAAAUCCUCUGCUUUGGUUAUUGCUUUUCGUUUGGUAAUACAAUGUUAGAUUUUUCAUCUUCAUUUAAAUGAAUUUAUUGAGUGAGUUCUCUUUUAUACCUUGCUAAAGAAAGAGAGCUUUACAAGUAGUUUCUCCCCCAGAUGUCUGGGCUGCCCUUAACUUUCUGGCAUAGAACCAAGAAUGCUGCCUUGAAUGAGACAAAUGUGACUAUGAGCUAAUGAGGUAGGGCGACAUGAUUUAUUCGUUUUUCUACAAGCGGUGGUUUUUCAUUUAUGUUUUUCCUGGGACAUUUUCUGUGAUCCACCUUAUUCACGAUCAACAUUAGAGUUAUAAGCAAAAAGACCUGUAAAUUCAAUUGCAGUCAAAAUUUACUUUCAUUUUUAGGUUUGAGAAGGUGACUGAAGCAGUAAGUUAUUGCCUUGUGUGUAGAUGAAAAGGGGAUUCCUGAUGUAAGUAUAUUAUACAUAGUUUUUUAUACUAUAGUAAAUAUAUAAUUUUAAAUAGGAUACAUAGAUUACAUUUUUGAAUGCUAUAAUACAUUAAAUAUAAAAUUAAAAAGAUACAGAAGAUAGAUUAAUUUUUAAAACUAUAAUAAAUAACAUAUAUUAAUAAAAAAGAUAUGUAAGAUAUAUUAAAAUCAUAAAAAUGACAUAUUAUUUGAUUUUUGAAUAUUAGACUGUUUGCAUUUUAAUGAAAUUAUAAAAAAAUCACAUUUAAAUAAUAUACACAAAUUAUCAAAAUCCAAAUAGUUAUUCAUUCUUUCAUAAAUAAAUUAAAUCUAAUUACUACUUGAUGAAGCUUGUUCCAAUCAUCAUGAAAGACAAACAUGCAUCGUAGAGGACAAUGGGAUAAUAUGAUGAGGAGACUAGGUAAUGCCAUUCAUAAAUAUGUUAUACAUACAUUUAAAUACUAGAAGUAAUUAUUACAAAUUAUUUCUACACAAUUGCAGCAGAUGUAUACUGUAGUUUAGGAUCAUAAAAUCGAAUAUUUUAGUAACUAUUACUUGUUUAAUGGAAUGAUAAACUUAAUAAAAUAGGGGUAAUGCAUAUAAAUAAGUUCUGGACAUAUGAAACACUUUCAUUAUUUUAAAUAUUAAAAAGAUAUUUUUAAGUUGAUUUAACGCAUAAUGCAUGUGUUUUUUAUUUCUUGUUCAAUUUAUGAGAAUGCACGGUGUUUGAUUGUGUUCACUAAAGAUGUGAUGAAGUGUUACAAUUCCUUUGUGUAGGUUAUGUGAACAUGUGCCUUAUUGCCCUUGCUCACCAAUGUGACGCUUUAGUCCAUGUGAAUAGCCGUCACAUUCUGGCCUCUACAUAAAGGCAUUUUUCUUUCUCAAAGUGAUGUAUAUGUUUUAGGCAUGAGACGUACACAUCACAUUGACAUACACAUCCUUGCCUUUUUUUGUUGCAAAUCUCUGUUUUUGAUGUCUGAAUGUGGCCAUUGUGGUGUUUCUUUGAAAGCCAAGUAAAACAUGUUAGGAGCGAUUCACUGAGAAAAAUGCAAAAGAUAUUCCACAAAGAAACCAUGCCUGAAACAUGCACAUUACUUUGAGAAAGAAAACCAUCCUGAUACAAAGGUUGAUGUUCGUCCUAUGACAUCAAUUAUUUGUCAGUUGCAAUUUUUAGGAUAUUUUUUGUAUUUUUUGGUUUGAUGAUGGCCUUCCACGUAUCAAUUAGAUGCAACAUGAUGUGUUUGUACUGUAUCAUUAAUUUAUCGUCUCACUUACCCAGUCUAUUUUGGUUGUAUCAUCUCUCUUAAUGACUGUGUAUAACAUUAAUGUGUUUUACUCAUAAAUUUCCCUUAAAAAAGAUCUCAAUUAGCCCUUGGCUUCUGUUGCAAAGUUAUCUUUUCAAUUUUUUAUUUGAGCCAAUCCCUUUGUUGAUUAAAGCCUAUAUCUGAUGAGAUUGGUGGUAAUUGGAUUAUAGUUCGUCAGACAUGAAUACUUAAUCAUCUUAUGAUGCUUUGAAGCUCCAUUUGUUUGUUAUUCUAUUCUAUAAUGCGUGUUUCUCAUUCAGGUGAUGCUUAUUUGUCGCUUUACCUUUAAUGUUCAACUUGGAAGUUUCAACGGGUAAUUUAUUAAUUAUACUUCUCUUAGUUCAUUUCUGGGGUCUUAACAUCUUCUUACACUUUUCAGCCUCCGCGCUCAAAGCAUUGCCAUGAUUGUAACAAGUGUGUUCUUCAAUUUGAUCAUCAUUGCUUGUGGCUGGGAACCUGCGUUGGUCUAAGGAAUCAUUGCCGUUUCUGGUAAGUUCAAUUUAUUCACAUUCUCAUCCAUAAUUUUGCUCAGAAGCUAAACUGUGACCUGGUUUUUUUUUUUUCUUUUUCUUUUUCUUUAGAUGGAUAGUGACUUGUUUUCGUAUGUUCACGUUCACAUCUGGCCAAUACAGUGUUUUUAUCCUAAAGGCCAAUUCAAUAUUUCCCUUUUUUUAUUUUUUUUAAUAUGGGUACCCCCUAGAUAUUGGUCUAGAUGUCUAAGAGAACUUGGUUGGGGAUGUUACUGUCAUGAAAGAAGUUGAGACAAGAGCUUUGACGCUUUCUUGAUGGUGGAUUUAUAAAACUGGAGAAGCUUGGCAUUUUUUAUCAAGCUGCAGUCGAAGUCAGAUAAAUAGUUCUGAGAAAAUUUGCUUAAAACAGGCAAAUUUUUUUUAUUUUUUUUCUGUUCAACUGUUUUCAAUCAUUGUCAAGGGCUGCACUUUCAUUACAUCAAUGAAGAUUAUCUCAAGAAUCAGAGACAGCAUAUCCAGAGAUGAGAUUGUGAACAAUAAAGUCGAUUAUUUUACAUUAGAAAGAUGCUGUAUCAUGGGGAAUUUGAAUUGGUGUGCCAUUGGCGCAGAUUCCACUACAAUGGCAAUGGCUGGUCAUGAGAUGAUGUAUUGAAUCACAGAUUUGCCUCCAUACGCUCAUCUUCUUUGCAGUGUUGCUUGGCCUUUUCUUACUUUAUGACAGAAUUUUUUUGCUACAUAUCCCAUCUUGAUUCCUGAAGCAUUACACAGCAUUACUGAGCAUGUGGGCAUCAUGAUCUUCAAGUUCUGUCUUGAAACAGAAUAAUUUCGGUUCUUGCACAUGAAAAACAUCACGUUUUCCUGUAAACCUACGAUCCUUGUAACAGGGAUUAUAUCGCAUUACGUUCAGAUCAUUUAACCUGAAAGUGGUGUUGUAGGUGGUAUCUUUUUGAAGAGACCUUGCUGUGCAUGUGGACGAUUAUCUUGUACUACUUCUUUCUGAGGUCGAAAUUCGACAAGGCAUGGUAUGGAUUGAUGUGAUCUAAUGUGAUUUCAUUGGGUCAUAGAACCAUGCCUUUUUUAGUAAAAUAAUAAUAAUAAAAAAGCCCAGAUUUAUUGUUGGUAUCUCAUGUAAUCUGCUUGAUCCCUUGCGAAAUUUGUGUGAUCAGGUGGAAGGAGGGGUUUGCUAUUAUCUUCCUCGCAGUCUUGAUCAUCUGCCUUAUUUUCCUCCUGCUGCUGCUGGUAUUUCACAGGUGAAGAUCUUCUCUGACCUCAAACACCAUACUAAACGGAGUGGUCGAUGCAGAUGAUGAUUAGAGUGGGCCAGCUUUGGUGAUUAGUUAUCCUUAAGAAAUUAUUACCGGAUUUAUUAGAGUGUGAAAAUUUCUUGAUUAUCUAUUCUGGGAAGAGGUGGCAUGUCGGGGAGGUCUCUACUGAGAUGGUUUGACCCAGUAAGAAGAGCGCGUAGGAUCCAUUUCUAGUCUUAGAUCACUCUCAGAGGGGAUAUGUUUCUGCUUCAUUUCUCUGGAGGGUGAUUCAUCAUCUCUCUUUCCCAUGCAGCUACCUCGUAAUGACCAAUCAGACCACGUAUGAGCUUGUGAGACGGCGAAGAAUACCAUAUCUUGAGUAAGACAAUACCAAGCUCUCUUCCCUCUCUCUCUCUCUCUCUCUCUCUCGCUAUUGCCGGCCACAGUGGCUUCAUGUGUUCUUACUGCGGCUUCCAGGAGAGUCCCUGAGAGCGUGCAUCCAUUCAGCAAAGGGCUGUGGGGGAAUCUGGUUUCCUUCUGCUUCCCCUGUGACAGGACGGGCCCCCUGGAACGGGUCCCCACAGAGGAGGAGCUGCAAGCGAAGGCGAGGCCCUACGCGUGCGUUGACUUCCUCCAUGGUCGGUGCUGCUGCUGA
Molecule: messenger RNA, 9579 nt
Organism: Spirodela intermedia
Lineage: Eukaryota; Viridiplantae; Streptophyta; Magnoliopsida; Alismatales; Araceae
Source: the annotation of a GenBank genome assembly